ACCCGAGCAUGCUCGUCGCUGUCCGCUAAAACGGCAGAGACCGUCUUGUCAUGAACCGAUGGGCAGCGCUGCACUGACCGGAAGAGCCCUGGUCCUUCUACCAAUCAGAGAGGCCCGUUUGUAUGAAUGCGGAAGUUGGGUCACGAGCAUCUGAAAGUUCUCCCCUCUGCGUAGAGAUUGAGAUUCAGCCCAGGCUGCAACUUCCUUCCUCUGUCUGCUAUCUGAAGAUAUGGGGAAAGAAAUCUGAAAGCAAAUGAGACAUCAACUUCUGAAGGAGCCACUUGAUUCAUUGCUUUUGUCUGCUUGAGAGAUUUUGAACACGGGUGGCAGGAAGAAUACUGAGCCGCCCAAGUGAAAGAGCUUUGGUGUGCCGACUGUGAAAAGUGCUUCAAACUGUUUACUUAGCUUGGACGAUCAAGAUCUCACCCCUCACGUGAGGACAGACUGUGUACCCGUUAUUUUUGUAAUUUCAAACCCAGAGCAACACUAUGAAAGCUCACCUCAUGGGGAAGCCGUGGAAAUGUGGGGACUGUGGGAAAGGAUUCCUUUAUCCGUCGAUGCUGGAAACUCACAGGCGCAUUCACACAGGGCAGAGGCCAUUCACCUGUUCAGAGUGCGGGAAAGGCUUCAUUCGACUGUGCACCCUGCAGACCCACCAGUGGGUCCACACCGGGCAGAGGCCAUUCACCUGCUCAGAGUGCGGGAAGGGAUUCAUCAGUCCUUCCAGCCUGCGGUCCCACCAGCGGAUCCACACGGGAGAGAAGCCAUUCAUGUGCUGUGUGUGUGGGAGGCGGUUCACUCAUUCAUCCACAUUGCUGGUCCACAAGAGGGUCCACACGGGCGAGAGGCCGUUCACCUGCCCUGAGUGUGGGAAGGGGUUCGCUCAGUCAUCUACACUGCUGAUCCACAGGCAGAUCCACACUGGGGAGAGGCCAUUCACCUGCUCUGAGUGCGGGAAGGGGUUCAUGAAUUCGUUCACCCUGCUGAGGCACCAGCAUGUCCACACCGGGGAGAGGCCCUUCACUUGCUCUGAGUGUGGGAAGGGGUUCACUUGUUCAUCUACACUGCUGAGCCACAAGCGGGUCCACACCGGGGAGAGGCCUUUCACUUGCUCCGAGUGUGGGAAGGGGUUCACUUGUUCAUCUACAUUGUUGACCCACCAACGGGUUCACACCGGGGAGAAACCAUUCACCUGCUCUCAGUGCAGGAAGGGCUUUACCCAGUCCUCCCACCUGCGGAGGCACCAGCGAGUUCACGCUGGAGAAAAACCGUGGAAGUGUGGUGACUGCGGGAAAGGUUUCUGUGUCCCAUCUGCCUUGGAGACUCAUCGGCGCAUCCACACCGGAGAGAGGCCAUUCUUCUGCCCUGAGUGUGGGAAGGGCUUUACGCAGGCCUCCACCCUCCAGAUCCACCGACGAGUCCACACAGGGGAGAGGCCCUUUAGCUGUCCUGAGUGCGGGAAGGGCUUCAGCCAUUCCUCCGACCUGCUGACCCACCGGCGCAUCCACACGGGGGAGAGGCCCUUCAACUGCCCUGAGUGCAGGAAGGCCUUCAGCAGUUCCUCCAACCUGCUGAGGCACCAGCGGCUCCACAUGGGAGAGAGGCCCUACAGCUGCCCUGAGUGCGGGAAGGGCUUCAGCGAUUCCUCCAUACUGCUCAGGCACCAGCGAGUCCACACUGGGGAGAAACCGUUCAGCUGCCCUGAGUGUGGGAAGGGCUUCAGCGAUUCCUCCAUACUGCUCAGGCACCAGCGAGUCCAUACUGGGGAGAGGCCCUUCAGCUGCCCCGAGUGCGGGAAGGGCUUUACCCGGGCCUCCCACUUGCUUACCCACCGGCGGGUCCACACAGGGCAGAGGCCCUACAGCUGUCCAGAAUGUGGAAAGGGCUUUACCCAGGCAUCCAACCUGUUGACGCACCGGCAGAUCCACACUGGGGAGAGGCCCUUCAGCUGCCCUGAGUGCAGGAAAGGCUUCACCCGCUCCUCCAACCUGCGCAGGCACCAGCGGGUUCAUGUACCAUCGCAGGGGGAUUUGAAGGAGUGAUGGUAGAGUGCCAUUAUUGACCCAGUUCCAGCGAUGCCUAGGUUUGAAUCCCGCCGUGGCAUAUGGUGGAAUUGGAAUUCAGUCAGAAAUCUGGAGUUCAGAAUCUAACGAUAAAACCAUUUUUGGGGGUGUAACGGGGGUGAAACACCCCAUCUGAUUCACUCACGUCCUUUUUAGGGAAGGAAACUGCAGUUGUAGCAAAAGAUUCUCUCAGUCGUCCCAGGUGCAUCCUUUACCCUGUCUGGCUCACAUGUGACUCCAGACCCACAGCAGUGUGGUUGACUCGAUACUGCCUCCACCCCUGGCAAAUGAGUGGGGAGAAACUUACUUGGAUACAGGGUAUGGGUUGAAAUUGCUUAGUGAGGCAAUAAUUCCUCUGGGUUAAGGCUGUACCAAGGAUCCAUUUACAAUGGAACAACUCAAUGCUGACCAUAGUAAAGAAAGCGAGGGAGCAUGCGCACUUUGACCUUCAGCUGUUUAAAAACCAGUUACUUUUUGUAUGCCUCUUUGGUGAGGGGAUUGGAAGCUGUAACAAAGUUGGUUCACAAUAAAGGUUACCAGGGCUCAGGCUCUCAUUGAAA
Hemiscyllium ocellatum (epaulette shark) is the source of this 2623-nucleotide messenger RNA. RefSeq names its product gastrula zinc finger protein XlCGF26.1-like. Lineage: Eukaryota; Metazoa; Chordata; Chondrichthyes; Orectolobiformes; Hemiscylliidae. Gene Ontology annotation, biological process: negative regulation of transcription by RNA polymerase II. The record is from RefSeq and is a predicted model, not a curated record. The transcript is spliced from 4 exons. Gene Ontology annotation, molecular function: DNA-binding transcription repressor activity, RNA polymerase II-specific. The coding region runs from base 489 to 2042 and encodes 517 amino acids.